Molecule: messenger RNA, 2196 nt
Organism: Drosophila subobscura
Lineage: Eukaryota; Metazoa; Arthropoda; Insecta; Diptera; Drosophilidae
Gene: wap
Product: DDB1- and CUL4-associated factor 7
Exons: 7
Coding region: 591-1622 (343 amino acids)
Cellular component (GO): nucleus
Molecular function (GO): protein binding
Source: RefSeq, a predicted model, not a curated record
ACAUCUCUAGUAUAUACAUUUUGAGUGAAAAUUUCUUCUCUGGUCUGUGAAAAUUUCUUAAUACAAUUUCGCAUGCAAUUAAUUUGCUGUUGUGCCCAAACGAUUUGUUAUUGGAAAGCAAUGUCACCGCACCGCUGAUGCCACUCGUGUCAGCUACCCGUCUUGGCCCGCUGCAAAUUGAGCGAAUCAGCUUGUUGGACAUUCAAGCAACAAACUCUAGCCGGAUAAAGGCUGAACUGGCAACACUGCAGUCGCCAGAGCCGCCGCCGACACACUACUCGGGCAAAAUGAAUAAACCAAAGUGCACGUUGGCUUUUUGUUAAUUUUUCGCAAUUUUUGAUUCGUGUCGUCAUCUUGCCAUCGCCAUCGUCAUCGUCAUUGCCAUUGUCAACUGUCGCCCACCAACACCACCCGCUCAGGCUCAGACCCUCCCACCAUCUUCGACAGUCUUGUGGGGGAACACCGACGAACACCAUUUGGCAGAGCAUUGAUUGAGCCCCGCACCAACACCUGAAGCAUCAUCUUCUCCUCAGCAUCUCUCUCUCUCUCUCUCUCAGUCGUUGUCAUAUUUCAAUAAAAACUGUUCAGUUAUGUCAUCGACGGCCGGUAAACGCAAGGAGAUCUACAAAUAUCUCGCACCAUGGCCCCUCUACUCCAUGAACUGGAGCGUGCGGCCGGACAAGCGUUUCCGCCUGGCCCUGGGCAGCUUCAUUGAGGAAUACAACAAUAAAGUGCAAAUCAUUAGCUUGGACGAGGACACCAGCGAAUUUAGUGCUAAAAGCACCUUUGAUCAUCCAUAUCCGACGACAAAAAUCAUGUGGAUACCGGACUCGAAAGGCGUUUAUCCCGAUUUGCUGGCCACUAGCGGUGAUUACUUGCGCGUUUGGCGUGCCGGGGAGCCGGACACACGACUUGAGUGCGUUCUGAAUAACAACAAGAACAGCGACUUCUGUGCACCGCUGACAUCGUUUGACUGGAACGAAGUGGAUCCCAAUUUGGUGGGCACCUCAUCGAUAGACACAACAUGCACCAUUUGGGGCCUGGAGACGGGACAGCCGCACGCACGCGUCUAUGUGGCGGGACAUGUGAAGACGCAGCUGAUAGCACACGACAAGGAGGUCUAUGACAUUGCAUUCUCACGUGCCGGCGGUGGUCGGGACAUGUUCGCAUCCGUGGGCGCCGAUGGUUCCGUGCGCAUGUUCGAUCUCAGGCAUCUGGAGCAUUCGACCAUUAUUUAUGAGGAUCCUGCCCACACGGCGCUGCUGCGUCUCGCUUGGAACAAACAGGAUCCGAAUUACUUAGCCACAGUCGCCAUGGACUCGUGCGAAGUUAUUAUUUUAGAUGUUCGUGUUCCUUGUACACCCGUUGCAAGACUGAGCAAUCACAGAGCGUGCGUCAACGGUAUUGCGUGGGCGCCGCAUAGUUCCUGUCACAUCUGCACUGCCGGUGAUGAUCACCAAGCACUGAUCUGGGAUAUACAACAAAUGCCACGCGCAAUCGAGGAUCCAAUUUUAGCCUAUACAGCUGCCGAGGGCGAAGUCAAUCAGAUACAAUGGGGCGCCACACAGCCCGAUUGGAUAGCCAUUUGCUACAACAAAGCGUGCGAGAUCCUCCGAGUCUAAGAGUCAAUUUUGUCCCCCGCCUACCUGCCUCCUGGCUGUGUGGGCACUGAAAGCACUUGGAUGUUAAUUGCUAAAAAUAACGCACAGUCGAAUCACACCCACACACAAGACACACACACACGGACACACUUGCUGUUGGUAGAGCGGAUUUAUGUUCGAUCGUUUAAUCGCAUCCCCCGACACUUUUUUGAUUCAAAAAACCCUUUGGUCCGUGUAGAAAGAAAGCGAACGAGAGCGAGCGAGCGAGUGAGAGCAAGAGGGGUAGAGAGAGAGCGAGACAGACGACCAAGUGGAUUAGGUGCGAGGAGGGAGCGUCGCGCUCUGAUUGAACGAUUUAUGAAUGUAUUUUAAGAUUAUCUUAGCUUAGUUGAUUGUACGAGAAUAUAACGCAAGUCGGGAAUCUAUAAGGUAUAACCAAAAUAUGUAUUUCUAACUGUAGUUUAUUUAACAGCCCCCACCCCCCAAGACCCCACUUGAACACUCUGCUUAUUAUGAUUAUUAUCAAGCAAAGAUCUAAGAGAAGAUUCACCAGAGACAAAGCAACAUUUUGUUUAAAUGAAGGAAAGAAACACAA